Molecule: messenger RNA, 3330 nt
Organism: Eubalaena glacialis (North Atlantic right whale)
Lineage: Eukaryota; Metazoa; Chordata; Mammalia; Artiodactyla; Balaenidae
Gene: GAB1
Product: GRB2 associated binding protein 1
Exons: 12
Coding region: 20-2275 (751 amino acids)
Source: RefSeq, a predicted model, not a curated record
AGCCGGAGAGGCGCGCACCAUGAGCGGCGGUGAAGUGGUCUGCUCCGGAUGGCUCCGCAAGUCACCCCCGGAGAAAAAGUUGAAGCGUUAUGCCUGGAAGAGGAGAUGGUUUGUGUUACGCAGUGGCCGUUUAACUGGAGAUCCAGAUGUCUUGGAAUAUUACAAAAAUGAUCAUGCCAAGAAGCCUAUCCGUAUCAUUGAUUUAAAUUUAUGUCAGCAAGUUGAUGCUGGAUUGACAUUUAACAAAAAAGAGUUUGAAAACAGCUACAUUUUUGAUAUCAACACCAUUGACCGGAUUUUCUACUUGGUAGCAGACAGUGAAGAGGAGAUGAAUAAGUGGGUUCGUUGUAUUUGUGACAUCUGUGGGUUUAAUCCUACAGAAGAAGAUCCCGUGAAGCCACCUGGCAGCUCCUUACCAGCACCAGCUGAUUUACCACUGGCGAUAAAUACAGCACCACCGUCCACCCAGGUGGAUGCCUCCUCGGCUGCUCCACCUCCUCCGUAUCAGCUAAUUAGCCUUCCACCACACCUGGAAACCCUUGGCAUCCAGGAGGAUCCUCAGGACUACCUCUUGCUAAUCAACUGUCAAAGCAAGAAGCCUGAACCCACCAGCCAAGGGUCAUCUUUUGUUUCUGAAGAAGGAGAGGAAUACCUACUGCUAGAAGAUUUUGAAAGCAAAACGAUUCCAUUGCAAACGCACGCUGAUUCUGCGAAAUCCACCCCUUCGGAGACAGACUGCAAUGAUAACGUCCCUUCUCAUAAAAAUCCUGCUUCCUCCCAGAGCAAACAUGGAGUGAAUGGCUUUUUCCAACAGCAGAUGAUGUAUGACUCUCCACCGUCUCGGGCUGCAUCCGUUUCUGUAGACUCCAGCCUUUAUAACCUGCCCAGAAGUCACUCCCACGACGUCUUACCAAAGGUGUCUCCUUCAAGUACCGAAGCUGACGGAGAGCUCUAUGUUUUUAAUACCCCAUCCGGGACCUCGAGUGUAGAGCCUCAAAUGAGGCAUGUAUCUAUUAGUUAUGACAUUCCUCCAACACCUGGUAAUACUUAUCAGAUUCCACGAACAUUUCCAGAAGGAACCUUGGGGCAGACGUCAAAGCUAGACACUAUUCCAGAUAUUCCUCCACCUCGGCCACCGAAACCGCAUCCGGCUCAUGACCGAUCUCCUGUGGACACGUGUAGCAUCACACGCACAGCCUCUGACACUGACAGUAGUUACUGUAUCCCGACAGCAGGGGUGCCACCGUCCCGUAGUAAUACCAUUUCCACUGUGGAUUUGAACAAAUUGCGAAAAGAUGCUAGUUCUCAAGACUGCUAUGAUAUUCCACGAACAUUUCCAACUGAUAGAUCUAGCUCACUCGAAGGCUUCCACAACCACUUUAAAAUCAAAAAUGUAUUGACAGUGGGGAGUGUAUCAAGCGAAGAACUGGAUGAAAAUUAUGUCCCCAUGAAUCCCAACUCUCCUCCACGACAACAUUCCAGCAGUUUCACAGAACCAAUUCAGGAAGCAAAUUAUGUGCCAAUGACUCCGGGGACAUUUGAUUUUUCUUCAUUUGGAAUGCAAGUGCCUCCUCCCGCUCAUAUGGGCUUCAGGUCCAGCCCGAAGACCCCUCCUAGAAGGCCAGUUCCUGUUGCAGACUGUGAACCACCCCCCGUGGAUCGGAACCUCAAGCCAGACAGAAAAGGUCAAAGUCCUAAAAUUUUAAGACCUAAACCCCAUGGUUUAGAGCGAACUGAUUCACAAACCAUAGGUGACUUUGCUACAAGAAGAAAGGUCAAGCCAGCACCUUUAGAAAUAAAACCUUUGCCAGAAUGGGAAGAAUUACAAGCCCCAGUAAGAUCUCCCAUCACUAGGAGUUUUGCUCGAGACUCCUCCAGGUUUCCCAUGUCUCCCCGGCCGGAUUCAGUGCACAGCACGACUUCAAGCAGCGACUCACAUGACAGUGAAGAGAAUUAUGUUCCCAUGAACCCAAACCUGUCCAGUGAAGACUCGAAUCUUUUUGGCAGUAAUAGUCUUGAUGGAGGAAGCAGCCCAAUGAUCAAGCCCAAAGGAGACAAACAAGUGGAAUAUCUAGAUCUAGAUUUAGAUUCUGGGAAAUCCACGCCACCACGUAAGCAAAAGAGCAGUGGCUCAGGCAGCAGUGUAGCUGACGAGAGAGUGGACUAUGUCGUGGUUGACCAACAGAAGACCCUGGCUCUGAAGAGCACCCGUGAAGCCUGGACCGAUGGGAGACAGUCCACAGAGUCUGAAACGCCAGCCAAGAAUGUGAAGUGAAAAUGCCGCUUUAAUGUCUCUGAACAAAAGAGGGCCGAGCUGUAAGGAGAAAUCCUGUUUGACCGAAGAUAACUUGACCCUUGUACUCUAGGUAGAUCCUCAACUGAACAGAGUCGAAGUCAGAGGACCUUUCAGACUUAAUCAAGCCAUUGAGCGUGUAAAUGGUGCUUUGUGGUAUCUGAACAAUUCAUCACAUGUAAAUAAUGUGGGAAAAUACUGUUGUUUGGUUCCCAGAGAAACAUUUGUUUCGUAGUUAACACACUUGUAGUAUUACUGUAUUUAUGCACUUUUUCAUUUAAAGCAUUGGUUUGGGUAUUCCCGAAUGGACCUUAACAUGAUUCUUUUGGGAGUUCUUGUUUUUCCUCACACUACUCUUAAGAACGAUGCUACGUGAACUAAGCUACUUUCCACUGGGAAAUUGCUCUUUCAGCUGCAGGGUAACAACAUGACGUGAGAAGUAGAUUCACAAUAUACCUUUCUACCUGAAACUUAACGGGGUAACCGUUAGCUUAAACUACAAAGUAGAGUUGGACUCAUCAUUCAUUGCCUUCCAAAGUGCUAAGCAUCAUGUACCUACUGGUGUCAGGACUUUGUUCUCUGGUUCAUGGACAUUUGGUUUUCAGUGGUGGAACUUUCUCAUAUUUUGUUAAUUACAGUGUUUUGGGCUCAUUAAGUGAAGAUUCUGCCAGGUGGGAUCUUACACCUUGGAAAGAGUGAAUAAUCACAGUAUCAAGUAAGCGUACAACUCACUGAUGGCAUGUGGUGACGAUGUGCUCUCACAUUUUCAACAUGUAUUAAACUUUACGUUAUUUGCAAAGUGUAGAUUAUAUAACUAAUCAGGUACGUACCAGGCACUGAUGUGCUAAUACACUGAUCAGGUUUAGACAGUGAGCUUUAGUUGUAUUCGUGUUAGUCCUCUAACGCUGGUUUCCAGUUUGGAAUUAAUGGCACAAUUGACAUUCACUGUUAGUUAUAGCAACAUACUGUGAUUUUUAAUUAGACAGUCAUUCAGAUUUAUUACUCUAAGAAUGAAAUUCUGUCUUUUGACACCAUAG